GAAGAAUGGCAGUUUCUCUCAACUCUCUUUUGGUCAGCCCUCUCUUCAAUAUAAUGAGAAAGGUAUGAAGAUUCACAAUGAAGAAAAAACAUGUUCUUAUCAUGAAUGUAGUAAGUCAUUCUCAAGGAAAAGUUGUCUUCAGAACCACAGAAGAAGCCACACAGGAGAAAAAUCAUAUUGUUGUCACGAAUGUGGGAAGCAUUUCUCAAAGAUCAAGAAUUUUAACAAACACAAAAAAAUUCACUCUGGAGUGCAGAAACCCCAUUGCUGUAAAGAAUGUGGCAAACGAUUCUCAAUGAGAUGCCUUCUUGAGUACCACAGAAGAAUCCACACAGGAGAAAAACCUCAUUGCUGUCCAGAAUGUGGUAAGUCGUUCUCAAUGAUAAGCUAUCUUCAGAUACACAGAAGAAUCCACACAGGAGAAAAAACUCAUUGCUGUCCAGAAUGUGGUAAGUCAUUCUCAACAAGUAGCCAACUUCAGAGGCACAGAAGAACCCACACAGGAGAAAAACCUCAUUGUUGUCCAGAAUGUGGUAAGUCGUUCUCCUGUAGAAGCCAUCUUCAGAGUCACAGAAGAAUCCACACAGGAGAAAAAUCUCAUUGCUGUUCAGAGUGUGGUACGUCGUUCUCAAGGAGAAGCCAUCUUCAGAGGCACAGAAGAAUCCACACAGGAGAAAAACCUCAUUGUUGUCCAGAAUGUGGUAAGUCAUUUUCAUGUAAAAGCUAUCUUCAGAAUCACAGAAGAAUCCACACAGGAGAAAAACCUUAUUGUUGUCCAAAUUGUGGCAAACAAUUUUCUAGCAAACGCAGUUCUCAAAGACUAACAGUCAAGCUGGUUACUGCUCAUGGUUUCCACGACAGACUUGACCCAUUGAGUCAGGAAUAUAACCAGACUAUCAGAGUGAAGAAUCUCGCCCUCCCACUUAGCGGUGCUUUCCCCGAAUAUUUCCUUUUUGUAUAA
Erpetoichthys calabaricus (reedfish) is the source of this 961-nucleotide messenger RNA. RefSeq names its product zinc finger protein 239-like. The record is from RefSeq and is a predicted model, not a curated record. NCBI's taxonomy places the organism in Eukaryota, Metazoa, Chordata, Cladistia, Polypteriformes, Polypteridae. The transcript has 3 exons. Bases 65 to 961 code for a protein of 298 amino acids. Gene Ontology annotation, molecular function: DNA-binding transcription repressor activity, RNA polymerase II-specific. Gene Ontology annotation, biological process: negative regulation of transcription by RNA polymerase II.